GAGGCGCGGCGGCGCAGCCCCUCAGGCCUGGGCGGGAACAGCGGAACGCAACUCUCCGCCCCCGCCGCGCAGCGCCGACCCGGAGCAGGAAGCAGGGGACGGCGUUCCUUGACCCCGGCGUGGUACGGGAAAAGCUCAUGGGAGAAGGGAUGGAGUGCAAGAGCGAUACUGUCUGGAGAGUUUCUUUGUUGCCAUUUACACUUCUAUAUGCAACCGGAGUGCACGACUGAUUUUUUUGAUGUGUACGUGUGUCCUGAUUCGGGCUGGAACAGAGUUCAUGUUCGUUUUGGUAGCUGGAGGAGGAGGCAGAGCCAGUGGUAAUCACCCGAUCUCUAUCCCUGAGUGAACUACGAGACAUGAGAAAGGAUUUCAGCCACCAUCCAGAUGGGAUGAGAAGAUAAGUGUCCUGCACUGCAGAUGGCCUCUUGUUUGACAUUUAUUGUUUACUAGUCUGGAGUCAGCUUUGGUGGAUGAAGAAGGUUGAUCUCUCUAAGAUGUUUGACAGAAUCAAAGCAUCUGAUGAAGCUUCUGCUUCUUCAGCACAAGGAAUCGAAAGACAUGGUGUUGAAGGCUCUCUACAACAGGACAGCGAUAGCAGUUUACGCACAGGAGAGCAAGAACAUCCUCAGCCUGGAGUAUCCACUGUGCAAAAUAGACAAGGAUACUGCAAUUGUUGUCGUGUACACUACGGUAAUCUGGAACAGCAUGUUUUGAGCUCCCAACACAGACAUUUUGCCACUUGCUGUAGGAAUCAUACGGACACCAAUAUCUUGGUGAAGCGUUUCCUGCAAGAUGUUUUAUGCUAUCAUCCCCACAGAUACCAUGACAACAGACCAAGCUAUGAUGACAUGCCACUCCCCAUCACUUCAGAGGCUGCUAGGAUUGCUUGCCUGUCCCCAGAAGAGAUGGAGAGACAGAGGAAGAGAGACAGACAGGAGAUUUCCAGCAAAGACAAGGAGUCCAUUGGUGAAAUAAGCUCUUCUGCUCCCUGCCUGUCUCAAGAGGGCACAAAGAAAACUUCUGUAACACAAGCAUUUACUAAAAAACUAGAAAGAGGGCAGGAACAUGUUACAAGAGUAUCGCAGCAGUCCAUGGGUAUUUGUAGCAAUGAGAAAUGGGAUACCCUGAAAGAUGCUCAGAUUGCAAAUUGUAGCCAUGAAGGCCAGUUUACAGCUGUGAGCAGGUGUGAUAAAACAGGAAUGGAGGUAUGCAAUAACAAUGUGUCAUUGAACCCAGGCUUGAAUCCUGCUCUGGCAUCACUUCACCAAAAACACCCUUCAGUUUCUCAUCAGAAUCUUAUGUACAGCCACAGCAAUUCUUUAUGUAUUACCUCAGGUCAAUCUCUCUCAAAACGAGAUGGUUUACGAACUCAGGAUGAAAUUUUGGUGUCUGAUUUCCAUCUCAGGGAUACUGUGGGUAUCAGCAGCUCCUUAGAUCUUGGGACAUCCCCACAAUUCGCAAGAUGCAAAAAUGUGAAGACAAACAGAGGUGAUGAAAGUUCAGUAGGUGAAACUACUGAAGAUGUUAUUCUGAAAUACUGCUGUGGAACUACAUCUGAAGAAAUUUAUUUCAAAGAAGAGAAUAAUCCCUGUUUAGCUGUUUCAUCACUUCUGGACCAUACUUAUUUGGAGGGUUCUGAAAUGAGUUUUGACUGUGAUGUGCCUAUUCAGGAAGGAACCGAUUUACCCAAGGCAGCUAUAAAAGAUAUAGAAUUCCUAAAAGAGGUCCAAAUAAGUUUGCAAGAUAAAGACUAUGAAACACAGCUGUCUUCUGUUUUAAAAAGUGAGUCAGUAGAGAAAACAGGAGCAGUGAAACAGGAUGUUGUUCAUACUGAAGAACCAGUUCUUCCAGCUCUGCCUCAUGUGCCUCCUUCUUUUGUGGGAAAGACUUGGUCUCAGAUAAUGUAUGAAGAUGAUAUAAAAAUAGAAGAACUUGUGCGUGAUUUCAGGGAAGGUCGUUUUCGCUGCUACUUUGACAGUGAAUCCUCAGCCAACUGUACAGGGAAGAGAAUGAAGAAAAAGCAGAAGGAUGAAAAAAAGAACAAUAUUGUUGAGGAUAAUAAAACAGAAAGUGCAUCAGUUAAAGCAUUGCCAGAAUUUAAUGAUUCUUUAAGUGGUGGCUCUGAUUUUGAUAACCCAUCUUUAGUCUCAGAUACACUAUGCAACCCACAAAUUCUUAAAAUGCCUAGGAAAAGGACAUGGCGCCUGGCUUCAAGGUGCCAGGUGGUUAAAGUCAGCCAUGGCACCCAAACAAGUCUAUUGAACUACCCUGUAGCAAAAAGAAAAAUGUCUAGAAGGGAAUCUGAGCCAGCUGAUCAGAAAGCAAGCAGCAUGUGGCCAGAGAAUGAAAAAACUCCAAACAUGAAAACUAGACUAUGUGCCCUUAAACUGCCUGAGUCCUACAGCAGGAUUAUGAGUCCUGUACAGCCCAAGACAGUGGUCUAUGUGCUUUCGUGCCCAGAGAUAAAACAGUGUAAAGGUAAACCUAUAGAUAUUCCCAAAAUGAGGAAAAAUCGUAACUCCACAGUUGUCAAGGACUCUGUAAGGUAUAAAUACAAACAGUGUUCUUUUAAGUAUUAUGACCCACUGACAAAUCGAAUUCUGAAAACACCUCCAAACAGUACAGUUGGAGAAAAGGCCAAGAAGCCUUCCCAUGUUCGACAGCUUUUCAGAAGUCUCAGCUUUGAUGCAAACAUGAGGAAACUAGAUGAUGCACAGAGAGAAAGCACACCAUCAAAAUCAUUCAAUUGGUCAAGCUUCUGUAGUUCACCUUCAGCAUCUUUCCUGCCAGAUCCAGAUAAAGGGAAUGAUGCAGCUUCAAGUCAAAAGGCAGAUGGAUCUUCUCUUUCCACAGAAAGAACAGAUUGUCUGGUAUCUGGUCACUCUGAGAACUCUUUUAAACACCUGAUCAUUUCGCCUGUGAACUCUCACCAGCCUGUGGUAGAAGGAGAUGGUAGGUUAACUCCAUUUAACAGUAGAGUUACCAAAACUCCUCUGACCUCCGUCAGGAGUGAGCGGUUAGAGAGAGAGAAUCCAAAGGCAAUCUGGCAGAGAAAAGAAGGCACUAAUAAAGAACCAGUUUUUUCCAGUAAGGCUGCAGGACCUGUGUCUGUCAGAUGUACUGUUGGGAGGAGAGGAAACAGAGUAACCAGAGGCAAACAAACUUCCAGAACUAAAAAACAGCAAAAAGGGGGAAUGAGAAGGAAACUUUGUCCUCGUGCCCAGAAAUCUGCUUUUUCCAUCCAGAGGUGCCAGACAAGGAAAACUACAGUGGGAAAGCACCUUAAGAAAGAAAAGCCUGAUGCUAAAAAAUUAAAGGUGAGGAGGAAACCAAAAAGGACCUUUCUGAACUCAACAGUUGUCACAGGUAUUCCUGAAAAGAGGCAGAAAGUCACAUCAGAAUCUUUUCCCAAAAAGCCAGAGUGAGUUUCUUCCAAAGUCAGGAACUGGGAAGUAAGUGGAGAUCAGGGUCACCCUAGCACUGUGAACCAGUCCUCUAGAAGAACUUCUCCUGUACUGUUACUUCAAAACUGUCUUGUUCUACCAGGUGAGAGCUAGCAACCGAAAGAACUUUUUUUUUUUUUUUUUUUUUUUUUUAUAGCCAGCACCUGGAAAAAGAUUGAGGAAAAGGAAAGGAAACAAAAGGAGGUCAUAGACAAAGCAGUUGAAGUGCUGGAGCUGCAGAAAGUGAAAAGCCAGUCUAAUGUGAAACAGUUACAACUGUAAACUCAGCUCUUGUUCCUGGAAUAUGGGGACAUAAUGUAUUGCACUGUCCUACUGUGUAAAGCUGCAGAAGUUGUGCAUUUGUGUUAAAAAGCACUUAGAAUCCUAUUUACUAGACUCUACCUGUACAUCAGAAAAAUGAGCUUGAAUAGUAUCAUAUUGUUUUUAUGGUAUUAUAAGUGCGUAAUAGUGCACUAAAAUAAGGUAAAUAAGAAGCUGUAUUAAUUAAUUGUGCCUAUUCUAAUUUUUUCACAUAAUUCUAAAGUGCAAAAAAUGACUUGGUUGUUACACUAGAAAUUAAAUGCCGAUACAUUAAUCUGGACUCAAUUCUGUGUAUGUAUUUUGUGUCUGUGUAUAUGCACACCUCCUUCAACACAUGAUAUAUACUUGCCUAUGGAAUGGCAUUAAAAUUAAUACAGUAUGAUACAAUUCAGAUCAAUUCAGUGCUUUCUGCAAAUUAAAUAUAAUUGUACAUGUUUUUAUAUUGACUUUUUUUCUUGAAACCAUGUCCAAAGCAGUUACUUUGGACAAAAAGUCACUGUGGGCUCUCAUCAAGCAAUAAUGGACCAUGCUGGUAAGGAAAUAUGUGUCUCUAGGGCACUGUUCGAAUUGUGGUGGCUAAAGUGAAAUCUCAAAUUCCAAAACAAGUACAGGCGUAGGGUUUGGGUUUGGGGUUUUAAUUUAUUUUUUUUAAUUUUUUAGAUAUUGAUUUAAGCUUAUAGGUGAAUUUCAUAUUCCUUAGUGGGGAGGUGGAAAAGUUAUAGUACAAACAAAUAGCAGUGAGUUUUUCUAGAAUUUCAACCUUGAAUUUGAGUUUCUGUGCUUUUGAUUUUAAUUGGGUGUACUAUUGGUUACAUUUUUAUGUACUAUAGUUGCAACCUUCUUUUUAAACUUUUAAUUAAAUGAUUAAAUUAACCUAAAGCAGCAUCCAUCUAAAUGUAUUAGAGUUCAAAUAUCUCUUUAAACCGAUAUUUAAAUAUCUGUUUAUUUAGUUGAAUUUAAAUUAUAUUCGAUAGAGAAUCAAAUUUGGCCACUGAUGCUCUCUAACUACCAUGAUUUUAUGACAAAAAGUAUUGUAUUGUUCUGGUUUAGGUUUUUGGUUUUUUUUUUAUUAACAGUUAUUAUGAUGACAGCUUAUUGUGUUUGAGACAUAAACCCCAGUUUUUCAGAUGUUACUAUGCUUUAAAAUCCAAGAUUAGUUGUUCAUUUGUGUUAAGCAUAUAGUUAUACAUCAGAAUCAGGGCUCUGGUCUGUAAAUCUGCAAUUUGGUAUAUUAUAUAAUCUAUUUUACUUUAAAGGUCUCUGUAAAUUCUAUAGUUGUAUAAUAGAUCUUUCUGAACACAAGAAAAACAGAAAAGACUAUACCCUGCUCUUUCUGCCAUUGAACAUAAUAUCUGUGCAUUUGUCCCUGAAAAAAACAAAAUCAUUCUUGAUUCAUUUUCUGAAGUGUCAAGGGUCACUCGUUUGGAUUGGGAUAAAGGUGGACUUUGAAAUUUUUUGUUUUAAUAUACAGUAUCUGAAGGAAAUAUAAAAGCUGUCAUCAUAAAUCACUUAUUCAAUAAAUAUUUUGGGGAUUUUUUUUUUAAUGUAUGUGCAUAUUUUCCAAAAUAAAUAAAAGAAGUGCAUGUACUUAAGCCAGCUGGAAACUAAGUUCCUUUACAAGUCAGAUGUGGUCUGUUAGGAGGUUUGUUGUUUUUUCUUUAAUUUAUUUUAUUUUUAAAAUAAAAGCUUAUGUAUAUGGAUAAAUUUUCCUAUAGCUGUCAGUAGACAAAAUCUUAGGACCAUAUUGCAAGUCACUGGAAAAUGAAGGGUUAUAUGAGUUCUUGUAGCCCUCUUAAGUAAUUGUGCCUGUAUAAUUUAAUAUUUUGUCUAAUAUAAAACUGAGGGGUUUUUUUUAAAGCAAAGUUUUAAAAGAAUGGUUUUUAUAGAAAGGCUAAUUUUUAGAUAAAGCAAGAGAAGAUUUUUUUAAACAAAGUUUGUUUUAAAGCAAAGCUUUAAAUUAACUCUAUAGAUAAGUCCCAUUCUAACAUAUUUUUAUGAUACAAGAAUGUUUUCCUAACUUCAUCUUAUUUUUCACAAUAUUGUACACAUGAAGAGCAUGAAUCGUUUUGUGUGUGAAUAAAGUUUAAUGUACAUUGUACUUUAAGAUCACUAGUGCAUAUUUAUUUACAGCCAAAAAUACUGUUCUCCAUACUCAUUCACUGCAAGCUUGUGUUUCGCCAGCACAAAACUUUUCCUUGAAACCUUGAGUAAUAAAAAUAUCGAGGACUAUAAAUUGACUAACAUUUUUAGCCUGUAAUGUCUCUUUGUAAAUAAUAGACCCCCUUGUCAGGGUGUGUUUUGUUUGUUUGUUUUUUUAAAGAAAAACAUGUAUUAAAUAAAAGUGUAAAUAGCUAUAUAUUUUCCUUAAAAACAAAACACAAUAACAAGUAUGAAAUGUAACAAUGUCUUUUAAAUAAGAGUUGGUACAAGUCUGGAAACGUUUGUGUGGUUGACAGUGUCAAAAUAAGAUUUACUAUAAGCUUGGAUGUUAUUCUAUGCCUCACCUCUGACUGUUUAGAAACCUCUUCUGUGCAUGCUCAGCGACUACUAGGAAAAAGAGGGGAGAUUGUGGUAUGAGAAGAAAAUGUAGAAACUGGUUUGGAAAGAGAAUUGAUGAAGAUAUGUGCAAAACAAAAAAUUGCAGAGACGCUCAAAAUACCAUGUGCAUGAAAGGCAGAGAUUCUGCUGCCAUUGUUGUAUAGCAUGUUUCAUUAGCAUCAUGGCUGAAACUUUGAAACAUGACUGUGAAGUCUACACCAAUGGAAGACUUCAGAGCUGAAAUACUUUCUCACUGAAAUUGAUGGGAAGAGUGUUGGUUGGUUUGGGGUGGGGGGUGUUGUGGUUUUUUAACAUUAGUGGACAAAGAUGUUUGUCAGUAUGAUUGCAUGGCUUAAUCUAGUGAAGCAAGAAAAGGUAACUGGAUUAAAAAGAAAUAAAAUCAUGCUUUUUGAAUAAUAGGUAGCAGUUACAUAAUAGCAGUUACAUAAUAGGUGGCUACCUACAUAAUAGUUGAGGAAAAUGUUAUUUUUUUUCAAUGCAUAUGUAAUUUUGACCUUCUGCAAGUUCAUACUUGUGUUUUUUUAGACAGUUCAUAAUUUACAAAAAGGCUCUCUCCCCACAAAGUACUCAUUCAACCUUUUAAAAUUAUCUUAUUCUUAAGCAGCUUGAUUUUUAUUAUUUACUUGUAUUGUGAACCUUGAGUGUGACCCAGACUCAUACUGUGCCAGGUGCUAACUCAAUAUAGACUAGCAAGUCCCCAAAACUUUAGAUGUCUGAUGCUUGUACCUAGCAGUUACUCAGUUCCUUUUCUGAUAGGAUAUUUACUUUCUAGUUCUUUCUGACAAGUUUGCGUCUAAUGUGCUUGUAGUAUGAAAGUGCUGCUCUCUGUGACUGAUAAAAUAAAAUAUUAGUUGUAUUUAUAACGA
This is a messenger RNA of Tyto alba (common barn owl), 7189 nucleotides long. RefSeq names its product zinc finger DBF-type containing 2 (gene ZDBF2). The record is from RefSeq and is a predicted model, not a curated record. NCBI's taxonomy places the organism in Eukaryota, Metazoa, Chordata, Aves, Strigiformes, Tytonidae. The coding region runs from base 471 to 3425 and encodes 984 amino acids. Gene Ontology annotation, biological process: epigenetic programming of gene expression; genomic imprinting. The transcript has 8 exons. Gene Ontology annotation, molecular function: zinc ion binding; nucleic acid binding.